This is a messenger RNA of Scutellospora calospora, 796 nucleotides long. The record is from the annotation of a GenBank genome assembly. Lineage: Eukaryota; Fungi; Glomeromycota; Glomeromycetes; Diversisporales; Gigasporaceae.
AGCAUUCCUUCAACGGCCUCAAGAAUUUCAUCACAUUACUUAUCCAUUCAUGAAAAAUGUAUUUGAUAUCGUUAUUCAACACUCAAAAGACGUUAAAAAUGGAAUUAUUGACCCUUCAAAAUUUCCAGAUUUUAGUUCAACUAUACCAGAGUUUGAUUCUAAAUUUGAUGAAAUUUGGUCAACGUAUAAUGAUGAAUCGCAAAAUAAGACAAAAAGAGUAUUUUGUAAAGAUAAUACACAAUUUUUUUUAAUGGCUGCAUCAGGCACUUCUUUAUUAUCUGAUCCACGCCUUUUAGAAAUGACUCAUACGUUCUUAAUCCGUAAUCCUGAAAAGUCGGUAAAAUCCUUGUAUAAAGCUAAUGAGUUUAUAUUUAAAAAAGCAUCCACAUCCGAAGAUAAUGAAUUUGCAGGAUUAGAUGAAUUCAGAAAAGAUUUAGUAGGACUAAAGGAAUCAAAACAACUUUUUGAUUAUUUAAAAGAAUCAAAUAAAGAACCCAUCGUAAUAGUUGCUGAUGAUCUAAUUACUAAUCCAGAGAAAGUGAUGAAGAAAUAUUGUGAGAUGAUCGGAGAAGAAUUUAAGGAGGAAAUGAUUCAUUGGGAAUCUAAAAAUGUUAACGAAUGGGACACAAAGAAUAAGCAUAAGGAGAUGGCAUAUAAUGCAGAGCAUAGUACAGGUUUUAAUAAGUUUACAAACAAAAUUGAAAUUGAAAUCGAGUAUCCACAGAUUGUAUAUGAUGCAAUUGACGAAAACAAACCGGAGAAAAUCAAUUCUCGACAAUCUAGAAUCGAUAAUUGA